CGGCGAUAUCUACCGUAAUCAGAGUGGACCAGGCGGUAGGAUUUACGGUGCAACCAGCACGGCUGCAGUAUUUACGGUAACGAGGGUCGGCCCUGGCGGCGGUAUUUACGGUAACGGGGGGCCGGCCCCGGUGGCGGCUUUUACGGUAACGGGGGACGGCCCGGAAGGCGGUAUUUACGGUAACGGGGGCCGGGCUCGUGGAGGCCCGUCGGCGCGGCCGGCUCGCCGCGUUAUCAGGUGAUCUCCAGCCCGGGCGGCUGCCACCCCCUGCACCCCGCGGAAAAUGCAAAAUGGCCCUCCGGGACAGUGAGGGGCCGUGGCCCUCGGCCCGGGCCCGCCGCACCCCCAGCCCGCAGCCUGCGGGCGGUAGCGCCGCGCCGGGUGCGGGUGCAGCCCCCUCCCACCCCUCCGCGGGGGCCCCGGCCUGAGCCCCGAGCGGCCCGCGCCCUCGCGUCCACAUGGGUCUGUGCUACAGUCUGCGGCCGCUGCUCUUCGGGGACCCGGAGGACGUCCCCCACGCCGCCUCGGAAGCGCCUGCGGAGGACGCGCGGCCCGGCCCGGUGCCGGCCCCGACCCCGGCCUCGGCCCCGACCCGGCUAGGGGGAGGCGCGGCCCAGACCCCGCUCCCUCGGGGCGCCGGCGAGAGCCCGGCGUGCACGCGGCCCAAAGCCGCCCCGAAGAAGGAGCGGCGACGGCGCCCGGAGCAGCUACGCGCGGAGGAGCGCGAGGCGGAGCGGGAGGCGAGGAAGGUCAGCAGGAACAUCGACCGCAUGCUCCGCGAGCAGAAGCGCGACCUGCAGCAGACGCACCGGCUCCUGCUGCUGGGCGCUGGUGAGUCGGGGAAAAGCACUAUCGUCAAACAAAUGAGGAUCCUGCAUGUCAAUGGAUUUAAUCCUGAGGAAAAGAAACAGAAAAUCCUGGACAUUCGGAAAAAUGUUAAAGACGCUAUUGUGACAAUUGUUUCUGCUAUGAGUACUAUCAUACCUCCAGUUCCACUGGCCAACCCAGAAAACCAGUUUCGAUCAGACUAUAUCAAGAGUAUAGCUCCUAUCACUGACUUUGAAUAUUCCCAGGAAUUCUUUGAUCACGUGAAGAAGCUUUGGGACGAUGAAGGCGUGAAGGCGUGCUUUGAGAGGUCCAACGAAUACCAGCUGAUAGACUGCGCACAAUACUUCCUGGAAAGAAUCGACAGUGUCAGUCUGGUGGACUACACACCCACAGACCAGGACCUUCUCAGAUGCCGAGUUCUGACAUCGGGGAUUUUUGAGACCCGAUUCCAAGUGGACAAAGUAAACUUUCACAUGUUUGAUGUCGGCGGCCAGAGGGACGAGAGAAGAAAAUGGAUCCAGUGCUUUAAUGAUGUCACGGCUAUCAUUUAUGUUGCGGCCUGCAGCAGCUACAACAUGGUGAUUCGGGAAGAUAACAACACCAACAGGCUCAGAGAGUCCCUGGACCUUUUCGAAAGCAUCUGGAACAACAGGUGGUUACGGACCAUUUCUAUCAUCUUGUUCUUGAACAAACAGGAUAUGCUGGCAGAAAAAGUCUUGGCGGGGAAAUCAAAAAUUGAAGAUUAUUUCCCAGAGUAUGCAAAUUAUACUGUUCCUGAAGAUGCAACACCAGAUGCAGGAGAAGAUCCCAAAGUUACACGAGCCAAGUUCUUUAUCCGAGACCUGUUUUUGAGGAUCAGCACAGCGACAGGGGACGGCAAACAUUACUGCUACCCACACUUUACCUGUGCCGUGGACACCGAGAACAUUCGCAGAGUGUUCAAUGACUGCCGUGACAUCAUCCAGAGGAUGCACCUCAAACAGUACGAACUCUUGUGAGGCAGCCCUGGGGCAGGUGGGCGCGUCUUCUGGCACCUUCUCUCCACCUGCCUCUCCUCCCUUGGCCACCCCACCAGGUGGAACAUUUAUUCCAGGAUUGUCUGUCAGCCCUAAGCCAUGGUAGAAAGUAGGGAGUUCCCGGUUUCAUCCAGCUGCUGCCCUGUCCUGUUCUGACCUGUGUGACCACCAAGCCUCUGGCUACCUCUGUUCCCCUCAGGUUUGGUUUGUAGCUUUCGUUUUCACUGAACACAACCUUCCACAGCCUCCCCAACCCCACCAAUUUGUGUCGCUGCAAACCAGCACUCUCACUUGGGUGGUGCUGCAGUGAAACCCCUCUGGGUGAGGGCCCCUUUCAGUCAUCCAUUCAGUGAUUUCUUGAUUCGGCAGGAACUUGAUAAAGGGGGGAGAAAUGACACUUUUUUCUGACUUAUCAGGCAUGAUUGCAGUGGCAGGGGUAUGAGGCAGUGAGCCACAUGCGUGGGCAAGUGGCCACCUCUCCCGAGCUGCACUGGCCCAGGAGCGAGGCUAGACCCCAAGUCACAGGGUGGAGAGAAACCCGUUUCAAUCAUAUCUGAGUCGCUGCCAACCUCAGGCAUUAAGUUAGACCUACUCUGAGCAGACAACCUACUACAUUCACCACUGCAAAGUGUGUCCUGUCUACACAUGAUUCUCUAGAGUGUGAUAUGCUUGGACACGAGUCUCCCUUCAUAUAUUCUUGUUGUUGUUUUACUGCUGGUUUAUUAUAACUGUACAGACCACAAAAUGUAAUAUUAUUUUCUAUAAUUACUCAAAAAUCCUUGUAGAUCUUUGUGCCUCGAUCAGGCUGUUAUCUGUAAAAGAAAUGUGUUUUUAUCGUGCUGAACCGCUAAAUGUCAACAUUACCUGCUGCUUGCUCUAAAAAAGAGAAUGGUGUGUGUAGAAUUUAGGAUAUUCUGCAGGUUAGUGCUUUUAAAAAUAUCUUUGAUUAAAUAUAUAUAUGCAUAUAUAUAUAAAUUAUCCACAUUAAUCAUUCACCUCUUACAAAUAAUUUUGUACCAACAUCACAAGCUUUUCAAGAACCAAGGAUUUUUUUUUCUCCAGACAAUAUGUCUUUUGAUUAUUUUCCUAUUUAAAGACUUUUUAACAAGUUCCCUGAGUGGAAAUAGGUCAACCAUUCCCUUUAGUCAAAGUUUUCGAACCACUUACUUGGGCCACAGCUUCCAGUGUAAACAAAGAGCAAGAAGAUGACAGAGGUGUCUGUGUUCGUGUCCAGCCCAAGAGAGUCAAAGGAUGCCAUCUCCAUUUGCCUGCUCUCAAGAAGAAAUAUUACACAACCUUUACUUGGAAGACAAAGUCAAAAUAUAUGGCUGUUUCCCACACUCGAAAGGUUUGUAAAUGCAGCGUCAGAAGUUAUCGUACAGCGCAGUAUCUAGAAAGCAAGAAUCACGAUAGCGGUGAUGCUUCAUAUUCUACCCACAGCCACAACUUUGAGGGUCGUUGCCUUAGGUGCGAGAUAAUCUGCAAAGAUGUCCAAAGGUGGAUUUCAACAAUACAAACCCAGAGGUGACAGCCUCGCUGACAUGACUUCAUUUCCUUUUAGUCUUUAGUAUUGUCAAGUUUACUCUGUAAGUAGGCAUUUUGUAAUCCUUUAUAAAUGCAUCCAGACUAAAAAAAAAAAAAAAAAAAAAAAUGCAUCCAGACUGAAAUACUACUUUUCCAUGAAUGAAAGGAUAACUUUGUAGACAGUGUAAGAAGCACACUGUUUAUGGCAGCAUCCCUAAAUUCCUGGACCUCUCUUCCCUGUUUCAUAAAACCCUGAUCUGAAAUGAGACACAUAAAGUAGAAAUUACUGUGUUUCCAUUGCACUUUCCACAUAAAAUGUGAACCGAAGAGCCACACACACCCCCAUAUGCACAAAAAGCAAAAGCUGCAUACUGUUAUAUAUGUUAUCACUCAGCAGUAACUCAACUUCCUCUUCAAACACAGAGUUGGACUCUUGGAAAAGAACACGUUUUACCUGGUUUCAAAUUAUCAAGACGUAUUUAUUUUUAAGUACCAAAAGCCCCUUCCCAGCUCUUUGUCAGGUUUCUUUUGAUCAUGGACAGACAUCAAAUUCAGAUUUAACAGCUUGGCCUGCUGGAGAGAAAAUUACACUUAGCUAAAAAUCUGAUUCGAUAAUGAGCACAGAAGCACAAAAGUCUGUGAAAACAAUAUAUUCCUGCUUGUGGCGUCUGUACUUUUAUUUUAAGUGCAUAGCUUUAUAAUAUAUAGGAGUCUGAGGCCCACUUCGUAGGGGGACAGAAGCAAGCCCAGUGUUUGUGCGCACAUAAUCCCAGGUGCCGGCUCCAUCUUGGGGAAGGACAGACAGCAUAGUGCAUGCAAGUGAGACUUUAAUAGCUUUUACAUAUUGUACAGACACGAUCUUUGGUUAUACAUAUAUUUGAUAAAAUGAGAAAACAGACUUGUUGUAGAGUACACGUUCCAUUGUUAUAGCAUGAGAACAGUACAGUCAACUAUUUAUCCCUGCAGGAGUUCGCAUCCGUGAUUUACAGUUCCUGUGAUGGGUGUAAAGACCGCCACCCCCUUUGUCCCCUUCUCACAUGAGCACUACCCAGAGUUCAGUUUUCCUGCCUUUGUUAUUUGUGACGAAAUGCAAAAGCGUCUCCUGCGCUUUACGUUGUCUUAAGUUUUCUGAGCAAGUUCCAACCAAAGAGAAGAGGCGAGGCUAGGAGCUUAAAGUGAGCUAACAUGAGGACCGCAAGGAACCCAACUGCUACACAGUAUGUGGCCAGAACGGUGUUCUCGUAGGGGAGGUAGCACUUGGCAAGGGCGUACUCUGUGGGGGUCAACAUGCCCUGGAAAGGAAAUGAGAAUAGUGAUGCUGCAGUGAGAGCCCUGCCGCAGCACCAACACACCAGUCUUAGACAAAACAGGAGACGCAGCCUUCUUGGUCCCCUCAGGUGAGGCCAGGAAGUGGCUCUCCUCCCCUGAGACUGCGGGGCACAGCUUCCACGAGCCAGCCACCCACCCCAAGCACUGAUCGGAGACACAACGUGGAGGCUCCCAAUGUGCCGAGUGGAGCUGACCUCUCCGUUGAAACCAGUCCCCGGCACAAUGGGUUCCUCUAAAGUGCAGUGGGCAUACGUGCCAGAGAUACAAGAGGCAUGGAGAUCUAUGUAAGUGGCCAUUGAGAAAUGGGGAGUGACUACAAGGCCAUUUCUCAUGGCGCUCAAUGCUAAAGUAAGCAACCUGUUACCCAGAAAUGCAUGUGCCGGGGGCACCUCAAUGGGUUUUUCUGUAGACAUGUUUGCUGUGCGGAACGACACUGGGGAAUGGUUUCGUUUACUCUGAAUCUGAAAACAUGAGGGUUUCCCCACCUUUGCAUGAAGUAAAAGUACCUGACAUAAAAGCCUUAUGACCUGGGUAAAAUAAACACCAGGUGGCCACUAAUUGAAACAUCUUGAGCCACCUUACAAGAGCCGUAGCCUUUUUCUGCCAGAGCAAAUGGGCACGUUUGGAACCUAAGACAAGAUGAUGGAGUAUGGCUAAUGAAGACAUGAUCCUGUUUCCUUAGAAAAUUAAAAACGCAGAGGCUCAGACCUGAGAACAGUGCCGUCCCUGGAAACACUCUGUAAGAUGCCCCCCACCCCGCCCCCUACAGGAGCAAUGCCAUGUUUAUUUGUCCCCAGGGAGGUGUUUAGACAGGGGUCAGUGUAUCAAACUAAGUGCACGUGUGGAGCAGGGGAAGUUUGUAUUUACAGCUUUUGUAUGUGUUUACGGAUCGCAGCAAUUAAAUAGUUGAUUACUGUGUUGAUGUCAAUACUUAUAUGAAAGCUUUCAGAUGAAAAUAAACGUCCACAUUACCAUGAUGAAA
Messenger RNA from Felis catus (domestic cat), 5679 nucleotides. RefSeq names its product G protein subunit alpha L (gene GNAL). Gene Ontology annotation, molecular function: GTPase activity; GTP binding; G protein-coupled receptor binding. NCBI's taxonomy places the organism in Eukaryota, Metazoa, Chordata, Mammalia, Carnivora, Felidae. Gene Ontology annotation, biological process: adenylate cyclase-modulating G protein-coupled receptor signaling pathway. Gene Ontology annotation, cellular component: heterotrimeric G-protein complex. The record is from RefSeq and is a predicted model, not a curated record. The transcript has 12 exons. Bases 459 to 1826 code for a protein of 455 amino acids.